AUGAACAACGAUAUCGAGCAAGUGGUUAGCUCGUGUUCCACAUGCCAAUUACAUCUUUGGAGUCAACAGCCUGAACCCCUUGUCCAUUCCACGUCCUCCCAACCAUUUGAGUCCGUUUCCGUGGAUCUCUUUGAGAGUGCUUGUGCACAUUAUCUCAUCAUGGUCCAUCGGUUCUUGGGAUGGCCCUGCAUCUCCCGCUUGGGCCGGAUGGGCACCAGGGCCGUCACAGACAUCCUACGGGAUUGGUUUGUGGAUUAUGGCGUUCCCCAAAUCAUUCGCUCCGAUGGAGGCCCUCAAUUUCGAUCAGAAUUUCAAGAUUUCUGCCGUGAUAUGCAUAUCACUCAUCAAUUAUCCUCCGCCUAUCACCCAGCCUCAAAUGGUCACGCCGAAUCCGCGGUCAAGUCAAUGAAGAUGCUGCUCCAAAAAUAUGAGAAUAAUUGGCGUUAUUUCCGGCAAUCUCUUCUCGAAUGGAGAAACGUGCCCCGUGCAGAUGGCCUCAGCCCGGCCCAAUGGCUCUUUGGCCGCCGACUUCGUACGCAGGUUCCCGGCCAUCCCGCCUCUUAUGAUUGCCUUUCCGAUGGCGAUUUUCUGGCGGCCCUUUCGAAACGCAAUGUGGACAAGGGAAAGGUCCAGGAUAACUUUAAUGCCCGUUCUUCUGUUCUCACGCCACUUUCUCCCAACACCAACGUGCUCGUUCAGGAUCCCCAUUCCAAGAAAUGGAAUCAAUCCGCCACCGUCAUCCGGGUCCGUGAGAAUGGACAAUCAUACCUUUCAUACCUUCUAUGA
This is a messenger RNA of Tigriopus californicus, 786 nucleotides long. RefSeq lists its product as uncharacterized. Lineage: Eukaryota; Metazoa; Arthropoda; Copepoda; Harpacticoida; Harpacticidae. Gene Ontology annotation, molecular function: nucleic acid binding. Gene Ontology annotation, biological process: DNA integration. The record is from RefSeq and is a predicted model, not a curated record. Bases 1 to 786 code for a protein of 261 amino acids. The transcript has a single exon.